GUUAAACAGAGAUUUUGGGAGAACAGGUUGGCAGCAGUAACUUGAUUUCAAGACUGUAGAUCAUCUACAUCAUUAAGAGAUCUAAUGAUGAAGACUGCAGGUCUGCUGAUCAGAAUAUCCAGCGUCUUGCUCCUGGUCUUCCUCACUCACCAUCCAACCCUGGCCUUUCUACCUCGUUCCUUUGGAAUAUCGACAUCUAAGACUCAUAAAAUCAUAACCCGCGAGGCAAUUUUAGCGACCACUGCAGCCGUCUGCCGAGCACAAGCUCUCCGUGAAGGAAGAAAUUUUGUGCAGCCAAACCCGCUGACAGUAGACUCACUGGCAGCAGCAUGCUCCUCACCUGACGGGGCCAAAGGCUUCCAAAUGAGCAUCGACACCAUCGUCAAUAAUAACGCCGGGGUGGACUUGGGGCGCACUUUCUUUAAUCCAGUUUAUCACUUUGAUAACGAGCGAUUUGUGGAGGCACGAAGUCUAAUCACCAAUGGAUCGAAGACUGUUAAGGACAGCAUCAAUGAGAAGAGUUAUGAAGCUGCCAGAGUGAAGCUCGGUGAAAUCCUCCACACUCUACAGGAUUUCUACAGUCACAGUAACUGGAUAGAGCUGAAAAACAGCGCACCUUACUCCAACCUGAUCAAACCAGAGACACAAGUUGAGAAUGUUGCUGAUUCUGCAACACCAACAUGCAGGAAUUGUAAUGGAAACGACUGCACAGAUAACAUCUUACCGGAGAUCCUCGAACAGAAAAAGCUGACCUCAGGAUAUUAUUCCCAGUGGAUCAGCAAACCCAAUGGGAAGUGCAGCCAUGGAGGGCUUACAGAUGCCACAAGUUACAUUCAGCCGAAAGGCGGUAUUAACAAGGACAGCUAUAGCGCCAGCCACGGCCACCUGCACGAGGCUGCAGCAAACUUAGCCAUCGCGGCUACCAGAGAGCUACUGGAGGACAUCAGAAAAGCAGUUUCAGAUCCAGGUUUCCUUAGGCUGAUGGGACUCACCCAGUCCUCAGUGCUGUGUUUCGUUAUUGACACGACGGGCAGCAUGUCUGAUGACAUCGCUGAGGUGCAAAGAAUUACUUCUAAAAUCAUCAACAGUAGGAACGGCACCACCAAGCAACCCUCAGAAUACUUUCUGGUGCCAUUCAAUGACCCCGACUAUGGUCCACUGACAUCGACAACUGACCCUGAAGAAUUUAAAAGUAAAAUCGGUGCACUUAUACCUCACGAUGGAGGUGAUACUCCAGAGAUGAGCCUCUCAGGCCUCCAGCUGGCUCUCACUAGAACACCAAAAAGGAGUGAGAUUUUUGUUUUCACGGAUGCUGAUGCAAAGGACACGUGGCUGAAGAGCACAGUGAUGGCUCUGAUUGAGAGAACAAAGUCUGUGGUAAAUUUCAUGCUGACUAAUGCUCUCAGUGCUCGGCGUCGGCGAAGCAUUGGUAAUUCCCAAAAUGACCAACAGCAAUCCUCCAGUGCUCGACUCUCUAACCCUUCAAAUGAGAUCUACCAGGAACUGGCUCAGGCUUCUGGAGGUCAGGCUAUAGAGGUCACCAAAGCAACACUACCCCAGGCCACCAGCAUCAUAGUGGACACCUCCAGCUCUUCUCUGGUCACUGUUCUCCAGGCUGUGAGAAAUCCGGCAAAAGCGGAAAACUUCACAUUUUUUGUGGACUCCUCCUUGCAAAACCUGACCAUUUACAUCACCUGCAACUCACCAAAUUACAUCAUCACUAGUCCUACAGGAGUCUCACAGCGCAGUAGUGAACUCAGUGGAGCUUUGGGGACUAUUAACAAAGUCGGUAACUUCCACGCAGUACAUCCUAAUAUCUCAGACCAGACAGGAGAGUGGCUCAUCAGCAUUGACUCAACACAGCCCUACACUGUCAAAGUUGUUGGUAAAAGUGGGAUAGACUUCCUGUUUGAAUUUAUAGAGAUUGUUGACGGGCCUCAUCCAAGCUACGCUGUGCUGAAAAGCAGGCCAAAAGCUAACAGCAAUGUCACGCUAAUGGUCACGAUGGUUGGUGGUGAGGGUGUCAGGCCUACAGAGAUAGCCCUGGUUGAAACAGCAACUUCGAAAUCCUAUAAUGUGACUGUGGAGAAUUUUGAAAGUGACCAAUUCAUUGCCACCUUCCCAAGUGUCCCCGCUGGAGAGUUUCAGGUCCGUGUGGUUGGAGAGAUCAGCUCCACCAGAGCUUCAACUGGACCUUUUCAGAGACAGACCUCCACUCAGCUCCGAGCAUCAAGUGUGACCGUCACUGUUCAAAUUGACGCUGGAACACUGACACCAGGAAGGUCAUUAACUCUACCCUUCACAGUGUCGACCAACGGAUCUGGAGGAGUUUUUAAUAUCAGAGUCAGUAAUGACAGAAGUUUCCAAAUGACUGAUUUUCCAUCAACCCUGACUCUGGAGACUGGGGGCAGUGUGAAUGGUACAGUAACUCUGACUGCACCUGGAAACACCCCCUCAGGAACUGACGUCACGCUGACAAUCGAAGCUGAAGCACCAGGAGAAACAGAUUUCAACUAUGCAGUGCUGAGGAUUUCUGUAGUCACUCCGGUAACAGACAUUACUCCUCCAGUGUGUGAGAUAGUUAGCGUUAAUGCUAACUGCUCAGGGAACUGCAGCCUCUUGUGGUGGGAUCUCUCCGCUAACAUCACUGACAGAAACGGUUCAGGCAUUCAGCGCGUGGAGGUGAGCCAAGGUCUCGGCACCCUCAACACCAGCACUGUUCUGGACGGAGGCGUGAACGUCACGCUCGUCUUCUACGCCGCGUCCUGCUGUUCUCCACAGGUGGAGCUGGUGGUGGUGGAUUCGGCGGGGAACGUCGGCUCCUGCAGCAGAUCUGUGACUGUUGAAGUUUCAACCACCACCAGUCCUACAUCCACACCAGCCAAUACUACAACUACAACUACAGCUUCUCUAGAUACUGUUACUAAUGGUGCAGAACGUCACCCCUCUCUGCCGGUCUUCCUUUGGUUUACUGUAGGAUUUAUCUUACUUUACCAGUUUAUGCAGCUUUAAGAAAACUUCACUUCCAGAGAAUACCGACCAAUCAGCAUCUAGCCAUAC
Molecule: messenger RNA, 3060 nt
Organism: Astyanax mexicanus (Mexican tetra)
Lineage: Eukaryota; Metazoa; Chordata; Actinopteri; Characiformes; Acestrorhamphidae
Product: von Willebrand factor A domain-containing protein 7
Exons: 16
Coding region: 85-3012 (975 amino acids)
Source: RefSeq, a predicted model, not a curated record